AUGUCGUGCGCGAGCGCUCUCUCGCACGCACGCACGUCCAUCGUCCUCGGUCGACGCAACACCGUUCACGCCCAUCGACGCUCGAGCGUCGUUUCGAGAGCGACGACGGAGAAGACUUCAACACCGAUGAAGCUCGCAUUUUUGGGAUGCGGCAUCAUGGGGGUCCCGAUGGCGAAGAACCUGAUCGCAGCGGGACACGACGUGACGGUGUGGAACAGAACCGAGAGCGCGACGAAGCCCGUGGUCGAGGCGGGGGCGACGCUGGCGAAGACGGCGAGCGAGGCGGCGCGCGCGGCGGACGUCGUCUUCGUCAUGGUGAGCACGCCCGAGGCCGCGCUCGCGGUCGCGCACGCGGCGAAGGAGGGCCUUUCCAGCGGAAAGGGCUACGUCGAUGUUUCUACCGUUGACGCGGGUACCUCUCGAGCGAUCGCCGAGGUCGUUCGCUCCACCGGGGCGGAGUUCUUGGAGGCGCCGGUGAGCGGGUCUAAAAAGCCGGCGGAGGACGGCGCGCUCAUCUUCCUGUGCGCGGGCGACGAGGGAUUAUACACGCGGUGUACGGAUCCACUCGAUGUCAUGGGUAAGGCGCACUUCUUCUUGGGCGACGUCGGUCAGGGAGCGAAGAUGAAACUCGUGGUGAACAUGAUCAUGGGAAGCAUGAUGGGGGCGUUUGCCGAGGGCCUCACGCUCGCCGACAAGAGCGAUUUGAGUCAAGAGACCUUGCUCCAAGUGAUCUCCCUGGGGGCGAUCGCGUCGCCGAUGUUCGCCCUCAAGGGGCCGAGCAUGGUGGCGGGUAAUUAUCCGCCGGCGUUCCCGCUGAAGCACCAACAGAAGGACAUGCGACUCGCCAUCGCGCUCGCGGAUGAGCUCGCCCAAGACAUGCCGGUGGCCGCCGCGGCGAACGAGUUGUACAAGCGCGCGAGACGAGACGGGUGCGACGACGAGGAUUUCUCCGCCGUCUUGAAGGCUGUGAAGAAGUGA
Molecule: messenger RNA, 978 nt
Organism: Ostreococcus tauri
Lineage: Eukaryota; Viridiplantae; Chlorophyta; Mamiellophyceae; Mamiellales; Bathycoccaceae
Product: Hydroxy monocarboxylic acid anion dehydrogenase,HIBADH-type
Exons: 1
Coding region: 1-978 (325 amino acids)
Molecular function (GO): NAD binding; NADP binding; oxidoreductase activity, acting on the CH-OH group of donors, NAD or NADP as acceptor
Source: RefSeq, a predicted model, not a curated record